Dryobates pubescens (Downy woodpecker) is the source of this 1246-nucleotide messenger RNA. RefSeq lists its product as uncharacterized. Lineage: Eukaryota; Metazoa; Chordata; Aves; Piciformes; Picidae. Bases 182 to 1201 code for a protein of 339 amino acids. The transcript is spliced from 2 exons. The record is from RefSeq and is a predicted model, not a curated record.
UGUAAUAUAUAUAUACACCCUGCUUUCUACAUAAAUAACAAGGCCUAUGUGCUCCAAACGAUAAUUAUAUUUCAUCUGACUACUCACAGUGGAAGUCUCGGCCUGUUGUGUCUGUGGAGCAUUUUCUGGAAGAGCUCCAAACUCCACUGAACAGGAAAAUAAGCACAGGGUGGAAGGAAGGAUGACUUCUCACAACAUGACAUGGAUCAGCUACCCAAGCAAGAACUUGGUUUUCACUUCCCCAGAAGAGAUUGAAGCCUUUAUAGCUUACCAAAACAUCAUAUCAAGACUCAUGCACUGUUACAUUGCCUUCUUUGUACCCACAGGGCUCAUAGCUGGCCUAUCUAUUCUGAUCAUCCUCAUCAAGAAUUAUUUGCAGUACAAAGUCAUAGAAAACUUAGACCUGCUUCUUUUACACUUUACCCUCAGCAAGCUUGUCAUGAUUUUUUUAUCAUUUACAGUCAUUCCUAGGCCUGACUAUUUAAAAGCAACCCAGCUUGCAUGCAAUGUACUGUCAUUUUUCUUCAACUUCAGCUAUUUCAAUGCUCAGCAUGCUUUGGUUUCGACACUUCUCAUACUGCUACUCAAGAGACUGCCACCGAGGACUGCUCUCAGCAAAGUAACCCAGAGACCCAUAUUGUGUGUUGGAUUUGUACUCACAUAUGCCUUCUGUUUGUCCCUGACUGGGGCAGCGCUGGCUGGCACAGACAACUAUCACUUGGAAACGGACUGCCAGUUAGAUCCACUAUUUGCAUGGCCUGAAUAUGAGAUCAUUAAAUUCACCUUUGGGUUUGGAAUCCCAUCAGUUCUCCAGAUACUCUGCUUCAUUGUUCUCUUUGCUAAAGAAGCACCUGCUGAAGCUCCAGCCUUACAGCAGCACGUUCGUACUUACCCUGCUCCGUACAUCAUAAGCAUAACGACGUUUCUCUGCCACUUAUUCUAUAACAGUAUGAUUCUCUCCAGGGCAACACUGAAGUUACAGAAGAGCACUGGAACUCCAAAGAACGAGCUUGUCAUGAAUAUUGCAGAAAUAGUGUUGUUCUGUGAGAGCUGUGCCAGUUUGGUGUUUAUACUUUGCUUGCACAAACCAUGCAAGGAUGAAAUACUUCGAGUUCUACAGAAGUGCCGCAGGCAAAACGCUGCCAAUAAUCACCUUGAAAUACCAGCAACACCCACGACCCAUGGCAGUGGGGCUCAGUAAUACUUCCUGUUCUGAAGAACUGUCAAUCAGUUUCACUUUUUAGUU